UUCACGCCACUCCUCCGGUCACGGAGGGAAUCCCGCUUCACUUCCGUUUUUCAUUUAUUAAACCUGCACGAGCGCGAAUCACGGCUGAGUGAAAGCGACAGCUGGCGUCCGUCAUCUCGAACCGAACGCGUGACGUCACCGCCGAACGCGAAAGUGUCUCCGGAGAUCGCCGGCGUGUCGGAGAACCUGCAGCAGCCCAGUGGGUGACGGUGUCUGUCGGCUCGGUCCCGAAACACACAGCAGCGGAUCCACGCGGACAUGGGAAAGACUCGCGCGCUCAUUCUCCUGUGGGCAGCUCUCGGUUUAUGUCGCUGCAGGCUGGUGACGGUUCCUCGGGGUCCGUUGCUUCGUGUGGAGGGUCAGCCGCUGUCUCUUCGCUGUGAUGUGGAGGACUACCAGGGUCCCAGAGAGCAAGAAUUUGAAUGGAAGGUGAUCCGAGGAACAGAAUCCAUGAAUGUAGUUUCAACAUUUGACGACAAGUUCUCAGACCGCUCGAUUAAAGAGCGUGUAAGCAGCGGAGACAUCAGCAUGUCACGAUUGGGCGACAACGUAGUGGAGCUGAGAAUCAAAGAGGCCAGAAUCGCAGACAGCGCCACUUACAGAUGCAGUACAACUAGCACAGAUUCAGUUUACAGCGGGAACUACGACGCAGAUGUUCAACUGAAGGUUGUUCCUAACAGUCUGGUUGUGGUUCCUGAUGCCCUGAACCGUGUUAUUCCUGAGGGUGGAUCCUUCAGACUCGUCUGCAAUGUUUCUUAUGACUUCAUGGAGGGAAUUCAUCUUUCCUUCACCUGGUCUGUGAUAAAGGGACCGUCUCUGUCUCAGGAUCUGCUCACCGUCGGUCCUGAUGUAGGUGUGACGGUUGGAAACGGUGUCACGCAGCGUUACACAGAUGGUGCGAUGAGGUUAGAACUGGGAAACGGAGCGUCGCACAGUGUCGUGCUCUCCGGAGCGAUGCCGGACGAUCAGGGGAUGUACAAGUGUACGGCCAGACUGUGGACUCGAGAGCAGGGGACCUGGAAGAGAAUUCAGGAGAAGACUGUGGAGAUGGGAGAUGUGACUGUUAAUCCUGCAGCAAACUCUCUGAGCGUGGAGGUUCGGAAAGACAGCACGUUAUCAUCCGGAGAGUCUCUGAUACUCAACUGUUCUGUUACUGUCGAUGGUUUGACGUCAGUUGAUCUGGAGGUGACGUGGCUUCUGAAUGACACGCGUGUGUUGGCCCGCUCGGGUCGUGACGGCGUGUUGUCCGGUGCUUCUGAUGCUGUAGAGGUCAGGCGGUUGGGGAAAUGGGAUUUCCAGUUUAAGGUUCCUCGGGUGGACACGACAGAUGCUGGAUUUUAUUCCUGUAAAGCGAUCGUGUGGAUCCAUCACAGCAGUGGACGCUGGUAUGAGGCAGCUGAGAAGAUUUCUGCUCCGGUGCGAGUUCGCGUCAACAACCACAAUCCAGAUUUCACAGUCGUUCUGAGCUCAACUUUAACUGCAAAGUUUUCAGGAGACCCGACAGAUCUGGAGUGUAAAGUUUUAAACGUGUCUAAUCUUCACAGCGGGCGUCUGGGGGUGUCCUGGUUAUUUAAAGACGGAGAUGACCCUUUAACCGGGGGCACCGUGGCGUCACUGGACGAGAACGGAACCCUCGUGCCGGGGAAGUCAUACGCGAGUCGUGUGGAGGCGGGACUUAUCACAGUCACUCGUGUUGAACCGUACACGUUUAAGCUCCGCCUCCUGCACACAACGAAUGAGGAUGUGGGCGAGUACUCCUGCGGCGUCACCGCCUGGGUUCAGUCUAUGCAUGAGAAAUGGAAAAAGAUGAAUGAGAUCCGGAGUCCUGCGCUCAAAGUCAGCUUUACUAACAAGAGUCCGGUUCUCGGUGUGGUAGCCCAGCGCCUUCGAGAAGCUACAGCGAGCGGCUCCACAUUUGAGAUGAGCUGCCGUGCCAACACGCAGAACCUCCCGCCGGGAACCGCCCUCUCCGUCGUCGUCCUAUCAGAGGCAUCGGUCAGCUCGUCCAGUCGUAAACUGGCCUCUCUGGGGCCUGAGAUGGUCCUGAAGCUGGAGGACUGGACUGAGUCUGCUCGAAGAGACGGUCUGAUGCUGAUCAAGACUAGCAAGACCGAGUUUCAGUUCCGCAUGUCAGGGGUUCAGGUGACGGAUCGAGGAUUUUACUCGUGCGAAAUGAAAGCUUGGUCUAAACCGUCUGGAGACGACUGGAUAGAGAUGGCCAGAGGAGUGUCCAAUAAAGUUCAGAUCACUUUUGAGCACAGAGGUCCCUCAUUCGAUGUGUCCAUCAGUUCAGACACACUGAGUGUUUUCCCCUGGGAAACUGUCAAGAUGGAGUGUGACGUGAGGUUGACGGGCACAUCGCCAACUACAGAUGACGUAGCGUAUGAGCUGAAAUGGUUUCUGAGUCGUCUGAAGGGUUCCAGUCGCGUGUCUCUGUUAGCCGGUGUGGACCGAUGGGGCGUCGUGCACAAAACCCCUCGUAAUGACAGCAGUGACUGUAGUCUGGAGCGACUUGGACCCAGAAAGUUCACCCUGAACAUUCACAGCGCUCAGGACAGUGACGGCGGGGAAUAUCACUGUACCGUAACGCCCUGGAUACAAUCCACCGGCACCAGCGUCUGGAGUCAACUUCAUGAAGUCACCUCAAAGAAAAUCUUUCUCAAUGUCAAGUUUGCAUUGUGGGAUUCAAUGAAGUUGCCGUUACUCUACGGAAUGUGUGCUUCAGUGACUGUUGGAGUGUUUUCUCUUGUUCUGGGUUUGGUUUGUGUUCACUGUUGCCUCAGAAGCACAUCGUCGACUCCUCGCUCUCGCGCCAAACUCCUUGAGCUGGAGAUGGAUUGACAAACACUGAAUCCCAACUGCUGGACACCACCAGGUCGGUUUGACUGACACACGCGUGAAGCUUGUUGGAAUCUGCCGUGAAGAGAUCACAGAGCAAAACUACUGCCAGGACCAACAUAGUUUAUCUACAGGACAAUAUUUUCUUGGAUUUAAAACUUUUAGAAGCGGUUUUAUAGUCUGAAGAAGAGAUUCUGCAGCUGAAGGAUUAUAAUACACCACAUCAAGAGCUCAGCUGUAUCCAGAUCAGGGUUUUCAUCACAGUAUGGUGCUACUUCACUUUUAUAAGACACGUGAAUGUUGUUUUUAUCUGUGAUUUUGUGAUGUACUGUAUGCAGUAACCUUCUCCUGCCCGUCCGGAGCUCGCUGGAAACCGAUUGGCCGAAAUGAACUGAUUUAUUGAUAGGACACUGGAUUUUAGAGGGACACGUCACCCAAAAACAACACAUGAGAAAUACUCAUGACAGACUAUCUAUGUAGUUAACUAACUAACAACUUCCUUCAUUUAGCCUAGCAACCACCAAGAAUGCCGCCUGACAACCGUGCCGAUCCUAUAUGAGUAACACAAAGAGGAGUGUUUCUCAUCCAGGAGCGCAACAAACUUACAAGGAGAAUAGCACAAGCAUCAACUUUAUCAUGAUUUGAUGAUGAAUAAUGAGGACUUGUGAAUUAACAGAAGUAUGAUGGUGUGGUGCGCUGUGAUCGCUCGGGUUGAAGGGUUUUUGCUCAUUGAGUGUUUGAGACAUGAGGUCAGAGGUCAGGUGAAACUGUGCCUUUGGGCUGAGUCUCUGUGUCUCAUCACAAAUGAAGUGAAGCUGAAUUCAGGUCAGAACAAUCUCUCUCUCUCUUUCUCUCUGGACCGCUGCUGAUGCCCUGAGGGAAGCGUUCGUACUUUCUGUGAUUUCUGUUUCUGAGGGUCUUUGUGUUCACUGCUAACAGCGCCGGGACACAAAAGACCCCUCUCCGUAUACUCUCUGAAUCUCCCACAACCCCCUCACAGAAGAUGCUGCUCGGCAAGGUUCACUGAUGAUCUUUUAUCGAUAAACGUCACGUUGGAUUUGAUCCGGAGAGAGCGGCAUGAGCAGAUGUUUCGGUGUUACGCCGAAGGGCCGGUCACGCUGGAUUCCACGCAUACUGAAAUAAUUUGGCAUCAGCAAAAUGAAUGAGAGCAACAGGAAGUGAUGUCACACUCCAGCAAUUAUAUUUUGAAUAAUACAGUCUUCCGUCUCUCAUCUGUUUAAAUACUGAUUACUGGUCUUGAUUGGUGGUUGUCAUGACGACAGUAACUCAUCUCUAAAGCAGCAUUUCACUCUCGCGGAUGUCGAGACCGCAACUUCAACACUUGUCUUUCGCUGCAGUGUGCUUUGGGAGAUGAGAAUCGAGUUGCGGCAUGUUCACUCGGAGAUGAUCUGCUCUGUCAUGUGCGUUUUUUUUUUUUAGAAGAUUAAUAUUGUUCUUUUAUAGCUUUUUUUUAAUAAAAUACUUUCUUGAGAUAA
Molecule: messenger RNA, 4334 nt
Organism: Triplophysa dalaica
Lineage: Eukaryota; Metazoa; Chordata; Actinopteri; Cypriniformes; Nemacheilidae
Gene: ptgfrnb
Product: prostaglandin F2 receptor inhibitor b
Exons: 9
Coding region: 259-2841 (860 amino acids)
Source: RefSeq, a predicted model, not a curated record